CAGAGCGAGGCUGGGGUAGAGAGGCCGACGGAGCUCGAGUCGCCCGCUUGUCGUGGAGGCUACUAGGGAGCCGGCGAGAGGGUGAGCGGGCGAGCAGGCGAGCAGGCGAGCAGGCGAGCGAGCUAGAGCAGGCAGGAGGAGGCGUCGCGCGGCGCAGAGUAGCGCCGGGGCCGGGCCGCGGCGGAACCCACAGCCAGAGAGGGGCAGCCUGAGCCGGGCGCUGCGGGGUCCCCACCCCCACCCGGCCGGACAGUGCCCGGUGUUCCCCCGUGCGGGGGGCGGCGGCGGCGGCUGACGGGACCCAACAGGACCGCGGGGGUGUUGUACCUCCACCGAGGAGCCGGCACAGCCGCGGGCUCUUAAGAGCCAGGGCCCAGGGCCCGUGACAGACGGGCCGAGGAAGGGAAAGAGGCGGCGGCACAGGCGACGGGGAAGCAGCGGCGACACCAUGUCAUCCCCCAGUCCGGGCAAGAGGCGGAUGGACACGGACGUGGUCAAGCUCAUUGAGAGUAAGCAUGAAGUUACAAUCCUGGGAGGACUCAAUGAAUUUGUAGUGAAGUUUUAUGGACCACAAGGAACACCAUAUGAAGGGGGAGUAUGGAAAGUUAGAGUGGAUCUUCCUGACAAAUACCCUUUCAAAUCUCCAUCUAUAGGAUUCAUGAAUAAAAUUUUCCAUCCCAACAUUGAUGAAGCGUCAGGAACUGUGUGUCUAGAUGUAAUUAAUCAAACUUGGACAGCUCUCUAUGAUCUUACCAAUAUAUUUGAGUCCUUCCUGCCCCAGUUGUUGGCUUAUCCUAAUCCCAUAGACCCUCUCAAUGGUGAUGCUGCAGCCAUGUACCUCCACCGGCCAGAAGAAUACAAGCAGAAAAUCAAAGAGUACAUCCAGAAGUACGCGACGGAGGAGGCGCUGAAGGAGCAGGAAGAGGGCACGGGCGACAGCUCGUCGGAGAGUUCUAUGUCUGACUUCUCGGAAGAUGAGGCCCAGGAUAUGGAGUUGUAGUAGAGAAAGCACCUGCUUUUCAGAAAGACUAUUAUUUCCUAACCAUGAGAAGCAGACUAUAAUAUUCAUAUUUAAACAAAGCAAUUUUUUUUAUUACUAAACAAGGUUUUUAUGAAUAAUAGCAUUGAUAUAUAUAUAUUAUAUAUCACCCUUUAGAUCUUGGUUUCUUGGUCGUUUCUCCCCCUGAGGCGCACAUUCCACUGGGCAGCACCGCGGUCCGCGUGCAUGCAUCCAUGAGUCCGUGUGGCCAAGUCAGCCGUGCGCUGCUCAGCUGUCCAAGAAUUAGCCGCUCUGAUAGACAGAUGUGAGUACAAAUAACAGGAAAAAGUUGCUUCUUUUAUUGAUGGUUCCAAAGAAACAAACCAAACCACCCAGCUCUUGGAUGUGAAGAUAGAGUAGAGCUUUUUCAGACUGGGAGGAAAAGGCCUGCUGUGGGAGCCCUGAGAGCCAGCCUCAAGUGAGAAUCAGAGCUGCUCCUUCCUGCGAGCCCUUAGGUGGCCCCUUUCUGCGGAUAACAGCAUAAAACAGGGAGCUGACUAGAGUAUUGGAACGGAAAACAAUGUUUUGACUCAGAUUUUAAGUACAUUUUUAUAUGUAGAUUCUCGCCCUUCUUGCUACCAGGCCCUGCAGCCGCAAGUGUUUUUGCUUGGAGAGCCUUUUGGAGUGUUUUUCUGAACCUGAUUCUUUUUCUUGGGGUAGAGUUUGUAAUUCAGACCUUUUUGAGAGGACAGGGGAGAGUGCCCGGGAAGACAUUUCCUCUCGAACGGCAGCGCAGAGACACACCCUGUUCUGGCCACUUUGAGACCGCUACUCCGGACUCAGAGCUUUAUACGUGAGAGGUGGUGAGUGUUUGGGUUUUAGGAUUUUGACUUGUUUGGCGUGUGCGUGACUUGUGCUUAGACUGGCUGCAGUUUAGUCUCCACCUCCCAAGCGGUGGCCUCCUCCUAGGACAGCCGCUCAGUGGCCCGGGGACUCUGGCGGGAGACCCAGGCCCGUCUGCUCUCGGCAGCCGCCUGGCCUCGUCUGUCGUGGGGAGUGAGCAUUUUAGGCCCAACACACACGCUUACCAUGAGUAAUCAUUGGAACAACUAGAGGUUCUAACAUGGGAAAAACCGACACAGCUUUUUUUUUUUUUCAGAGUGUGACUGAAUUAGGAGAAAAGGGUUCAAAAAUAUGAGGUAGCAGAACAGGUUCUGAAGGACGACUGCUUUCUCUCCUGUGUGCGGUGAGGAAAUCAGACCGUUUAAAAUGCCUGCUAACCAGAUGUUUACUCAGCUAACCAUAUGUCCAGGUGGCCGGCAGUUUCUUUCAGAUUUCAGUGUUGCCUGCUGAAUCUGGAGAACUUGAGACAGCAAGUCUGUAUUUUUUGGUUUUGGGGUUUGUUUGUUUUGCAGCAACCAGUAGGACCAUAGCAGAAUUAGCCAAUCCUAAAACCUAAGACAAUUUUUGAAUGUCCCACUGGGAUACUUUAGUUUUUGUUUCUGAUGUGAUUUUAGUUUAGAAGUGCUCUAUUCCACAAGAUUUGCAUCAGUGAGGUUGGAAGAUACCCUAUCCUGUCUUUUUUUAAUUCAAAAGCACAAUCAAUCUUUUCUUUGAAAAUCUAUAUAAAUUACAACUUGCUUUUAGCAUGAUUAUUUUCCUAAAUAAAAAGACAAAGAAUUUACUUAUUUUAUGUUAAUUACGGGCAUGAAGCAAAAAGGUUUUCUUUUUAAAAAAAAAAAAAACUUAAAAGUGCAGUUAUGUAGGCUGUGGUGAGUUAACCUUGCCGAGUUAUCUAUCUAGCAUUUGUGGCUUGGUGGAAGGGUAGUAUUAACUAUUUAACACGUACAGGUGUACUUUAACUCUUAUCUAGCACGUUGUCUUCUCAUUGCUUGGGGGAGGGAGGGUCUCUGCUGGCACUGUCUGACUCGCUCACCUGCUGGACUAGCAGUUUGCUUGUGCUGUAACCGUCACUGUAGGUGCGAUUUAGGGUAGGCUUAAAGUGCUGGGUGGUGAUUUGCGUUCAACAAUAAAAAAAUUGUAUUUUUUCAAUAUUGUAUAAACAAUAGUGUUCUAAUUACCUUUCAAAAAGAAAAAAUAAUGUCCAGACAAUAAUGGCUUUUAAUCUUGUCCCAAACGUAGAACCAAGUUCCGGGAAGGUCUGUGAGCAGUGCCGCGGCUCUGCCCCUGCUCAGUCCAGCACCCCCGGUGCAGACUUGCUCGCGGGGCGGCAGGGAGCGAGCGGCAGAUCCGAGCACGGCUGCAGUGCGCACGCACACGUGCAUCCAUCCACGUCUGUGGUGAUGGGGGUUGAUGAGGCUUCUCAGUUGGCACUGGAAGCUCCUGGAGUUGCUCCCCAGAUCCCAGUGGACCCUCUCUGUACCUGGAUUCUUUCUUGGCACUAACCUUGGCCCCAGGCUGCUUCUUGGCUCAGUGUGGGGCUUUUUCUCUCCAGUGGGACAUGGACUUUUGGUAAGUUGAACAGAAUCCCCUCUUUUACACUAACCAACUUUUUGUUCCUUCCUUGUACCUGGGUGUGGUAGGCCACACAUGGAGAUAGAGGGAACCCUGGCACAAGGGCCGGCUGAGACUCUUGAGGGCUCUGGACCCCACUGAUAGUGCAGUACGUCUGAAGCUAGGGGAUCUUACACCACUAAAGGUUUUUCCAAGUUAUCCAGAAGCUUCUGGAGCCUCUCAGCAAGGCUGAAUGUUCUUGGUUUGUCAAGGCAGUGGUAGGUCAGGCUGCGCCCUUCCAUUGUACCCCUGGUUUUUUAAAUCUUUCCUUGUGGUUGACCGGUGCAAGCCAUUAUUCUUUGCAACCCAUUCAAAAGCCUGAGGUCAAAACCAACAAGAGCGAGCCCUCAACCCAGCAGCCCCAGCUCUGGGGCUCAUGGGCCACUUCGGGGUAGCCGGCGUUUCUGCUCUUUUGUCUUCGGUCGCGUCUCCCUCCUUGAGGUUCCUGUGCAGUUUCAACCAGCAUUUUAUACUAGUGAGAGAAGUGAUUAGAAGUUGCCGUAUCUCUCUCCAAUACCUAACGUUUUCUUCCAUUUCAAAAGCUGUUCUAAAUUGCCAGCUGGCUGAUCUAGGCUCCUGAGGAGAGUCUCCCCUCCAAAGGUUUCCUGAAGCUCUCGUUGGCCUCAGCCAGACGCUUGCUUUUUACUGGCCUCCUUUGGGAUGGCUGAGAAUCAUGACAGACAUGCUAGCCUCUCGGGUGAAGUUUCUGAAUGCCAUGUUUCGGGGAACUAGUACUUGAUUUUAAGUGGCAUAUGGCCCCUUCUUUGUUUGGGGGUGGGGGGGGGCUCAGUUAGAAUAAGUGAAAGCCACUAACAAAAGGUAGCGAGAGUUUUCAUUAACUUCCUAACUGGGUUUACAGCCUUGUUGACUGAAAUCAAAUCAUUUCUGAUUGGGCACAACGAACUGCAUUUCUUUGGACUUCUGAAUCCAUGUUCGCAUUUUCUUUGGCCACUGGACAUCUUGGCAAUUCCAUUAGGGAUUGGAGGGAGUGGCAGCCCCUGGGGAAAGGGGGUCAACAGCCCUCAGGUGAGCUGAUUCUCCACUCACCUGAGGAAGCGCCAGGACUUCAAAUUCAGCAGAUACUUGUCCUGGCUGUGGGCUUGGGAAGAAAUGGCCAUUAUUUACUGAUUGUAUUUGGUACCUAUUGUGUGAUACUUGAAGAGGUAAAAGGGACUUACCAGCCCUUAAUUGAAAUCUAAGCUUUGUAUCGCUUAUUUUUUUUCCUCGCCCUAUCUCCCUUCCACCUUUUUCCUUGCAUUGUGAUGAUCUAGUGGGCACUUCUGUCAACAGGACAAAUGCCUCUUCUGACUAUAACCUCUUAAUAGUUGUGUAUAAUGAAAACUGUAAACUUUUUUAAAUAAAAUGUGUAUAUACCUU
Molecule: messenger RNA, 4870 nt
Organism: Condylura cristata (star-nosed mole)
Lineage: Eukaryota; Metazoa; Chordata; Mammalia; Eulipotyphla; Talpidae
Gene: UBE2H
Product: ubiquitin-conjugating enzyme E2H
Exons: 7
Coding region: 449-1000 (183 amino acids)
Biological process (GO): ubiquitin-dependent protein catabolic process; protein polyubiquitination
Cellular component (GO): nucleus
Molecular function (GO): ubiquitin conjugating enzyme activity
Source: RefSeq, a predicted model, not a curated record